Geodia barretti is the source of this 771-nucleotide messenger RNA. The record is from the annotation of a GenBank genome assembly. Lineage: Eukaryota; Metazoa; Porifera; Demospongiae; Tetractinellida; Geodiidae.
AUGGAUGCCGCUGAAUACAAGCAUGUGGUAUUGGGGUUAAUCUUUCUCAAGUAUAUCUCGGACGCUUUUGGGGAAAGGUAUAAUUUUCUGCUUGAAGAAUUUGCCGAUCCUCAAAGUCAAUACUACGUCAAAGAGGAAACCUCCCGUUUUGAAUUUGCUGAAGACCGGGAUGAAUAUCUGGCAGAAAACGUCUUCUACGUCCCGAAAGAAGCCCGCUGGUCUUAUUUGCAGGCAAAUGCCAAGCAACCGCAAAUUGGGACGCUGAUUGAUAACGCAAUGCUUGCAAUUGAACAGGAAAACCCGCGGCUCAAAGGCGUUCUCCCGAAAAACUAUGCACGUCCGAUGCUUGACAAGCAGCGACUUGGUGAACUCGUCGAUCUCAUCGGAACAGUCGGCUUAGGCGGUAUGUUUGUCCAGAGCGAAGCGUUUGUUGAAUUGCAUGGUGGACGACGCGAUGACAUCUCUAUCUAUGGGCAGGAGUCCAACCCAACGACGCGGCAAUUGGCACUGAUGAACCUCGCGAUUCGUGGUAUUGAUGCUAAUCUUGGGAUGGAACACGCCGACAGUUUUCACCACGACCUGCAUCCAGACCUGAAAGCCGACUACAUUCUCGCGAAUCCGCCGUUUAACAGUAGCGAUUGGGGUGGCGAACGGUUGCGUGAAGAUGGGCGUUGGGUUUACGGUGUCCCGCCACCCGGCAACGCCAACUUUGCUUGGGUACAGCACUUUAUCUAUCACAUCGCACGCACCAAAUGGGGAUGGAUGUAUUAG